This is a messenger RNA of Columba livia (rock pigeon), 3644 nucleotides long. RefSeq names its product thiamine transporter 2. The coding region runs from base 968 to 2491 and encodes 507 amino acids. Lineage: Eukaryota; Metazoa; Chordata; Aves; Columbiformes; Columbidae. The transcript is spliced from 5 exons. Gene Ontology annotation, biological process: vitamin transport; transmembrane transport. Gene Ontology annotation, molecular function: thiamine transmembrane transporter activity. Gene Ontology annotation, cellular component: plasma membrane. The record is from RefSeq and is a predicted model, not a curated record.
CUUCAGCUUUUACAAAAAAAAAAAAAAAAAAAAAAAAAAAAAAGUUUGAGGAAAAAACACUGCCUGCAAAACACUUAAUUUUUAAGAUUAAAAAUGUGGCCUGAAAAAAAAGAACAAAAAAACCCAGACUUCUCAGAAAGUAAAUAGGUAAAAGUGAAAAGCAGAGUGAUGGAGAUCCCAGCCUGUAACAAGCACCCUCCAGAGGGCUCAGAAAGAUAAACUGUACGUGUUUAGAUUACUGACAUUGCCUACACCAAUAUGACUAUGGAGUAUAACUUACUGUUUGUUUCCUUUGUGUGCCCCCCCCCAUUACACCCAUUUUGACUUCUCUUUGGGCUCUGUCCAUAAGUCUCCACUGGAGACAAGGGUAAAAAUAUCAGUUUUGUUUCAUUUUAGUGCGAACUAUUACUUUCAAUGACCGGGAAUGUUUUUUAUAUGUUGAAAAUGGAUGUCUGUAUCCAAACUGGACUUCUGAUGCAGUUAGUUCCAGCUGAGGAUCUGGUUUUACAUCUUUCCUGUAUUUAUUAGUGACUCUCGACUGCUGGGCUCCAGAGUGACCAGCUCUGCAGAGCAGUGAAGCCAUGCAUGUCUAGGAGGUGAAGGAGUGAAAACAGUGACUAUGAACUAGUUAAUUGUCAUUCAACAAGGUGCUUGGCUGUCAUCAGUCAUGGUGUCAAGUGAAAUCUCAGUGCUCAGCUGUCUUCAGUGCCUUUUGUCUAGAAAGGCUUUUCCCAUGGUUAGCUUGGUCAGUGCAGACUGAACGACAGUGUAAUUUGUUUCCCAGCUGAAGACCUUCCAAGUCAUUCUUUAUACACUAUCUACAGAGAAACAUUAGACAAAUGUAAGGAAAAACUGUUCACUUAAAAGUUAUGAAGAAAAAUGUUUUCCAACCACUGGCCUCUAAAGAGCACUCCUUAGCAUUAGAAACCACCCAAUAAAAUAAAUUACAAGAUGUCUUUGCAUUUUCAUGGUCAAUAUCAUCCUUCUAACGAACUUUGUCCUGAGCUUUGCUGCAGAGGCCAUGGGCUGCUGGAAGCCAGAGAAAAGCAACACCUGGACUUUUCCCACCCUGAUCCUCUGCUUCUAUGGAUUCUUCUGCAUGAUGAAACCAUCAGAACCUUUCCUAACCCCCUAUUUAACAGGACCAGAUAAAAAUCUGACCAUAGAUGAGGUUACCAACCAGAUUUUCCCUGUUUGGACAUACUCCUACCUUGCACUCCUUGUCCCAGUCUUCCUGAUCACAGACUAUGUGCGCUACAAGCCCGUCCUCCUCCUCCAGGGCAUCAGCUUCAUCACCACGUGGCUCUUGCUCCUCUUUGCACAUGGAGUGGUGGCCAUGCAGGUGGUGGAAUUCUUCUACGGGAUGGUGACAGCCACCGAGGUCGCCUACUACGCCUACAUCUACAGCGUCGUCAGCACCGAGCACUACCAGAGAGUGACGAGCUACUGCAGAAGUAUCACUCUUGCUGCAGCCACCGUCGCUGCCGUGCUGGGACAGCUGCUGGUUUCCUUAGCAGAUGUAUCCUACUUUCACCUUAACGCCAUUACUUUGGCUUCCGUGUCCCUGGCAUUCCUGUGCUCCUUUCUGCUCCCAAUGCCUCAAAAGAGUAUGUUCUUCCACAGGAAAGGCAUCCCAGGAACACUCCCAGGCCCAGAUAAAGUUGUGGCUACAGCUGACUUGAGGUGCCAAGAGGACCAGGGCUCUGCACCUGCUGGCAGGGGACCAACACCUGAGCCACAGGCUGACCAUGCCAAGCCCCAGAACCACGUGCUCAGAGUACUGGUGCAGCUGGGCAAGGACUUGAGGGAUUGCUACAGCUCAAGGAAACUUCUGUACUGGUCCCUGUGGUGGGCUCUGGCUACAGCAGGCUUUAACCAGGUUGUGAAUUACAUCCAGGUGCUGUGGGACUUCAGAGCUCCCUCUCACAGCUCUGCUGUGUACAACGGAGCUGUUGAAGCAAUAGCAACUUUUCUGAGCUCAGUAACAUCUUUUGUAGUACAAUAUAUGAAAAUUAACUGGGACCUUUUUGGAGAACUGGCUUUGGGAAUUUUCUCUGCAAUAGAUGCUGGUUCUCUAUUUCUCAUGCACUUUACUACCAACAUCUGGGCAUGUUAUGCCAGCUAUCUCAUUUUCAAAGCAUGUUAUAUGCUCCUCAUAACAAUAGCAACGUUUCAGAUCGCAGUCAAUCUGAGCAUGGAGCGCUAUGCCUUGAUGUUUGGAUUUAACAACUUUGUUGCGCUGGUGAUUCAGACCAUUCUUACAGUAGUCGUCGUGGAUUCAAAAGGCCUGGGACUGGGCAUAGUGACUCAGUUUUUAAUUUAUGGCAGUUACUUUGCAGUCAUAGCUGGGAUUUUCUUGAUCCGAAGCAUAUGCAUGCUUGUCUCAAGCAAAUGCCAAAGGAAACUAGCAAGGUCUUGCAAAGAUCAUCGGAACCACGCUGAACACCAAUCCAAAGAGCAGAUUGUAACUGGCUACACGACGUGGCUGUAGGAGCCAGGCAGACAGGCUCAGGUGGCCAGGCCCUCAUGGGAGAAGAGCUCCUACCGCAGCACGCAGGGAACGGCAGCGCAAGAUGAAGGUACAACACAGCCCUGAAAAGCUGCGCUGAAUCAUUACCGCGCUCAAUUACAACAUAUGCCAGCCAAGAGAUCACCAGCGUGGCACUGUGCCAAGACAGAAAAAAAGAUAAGUUGCCUUAGAUUCUUAUUCACUUGCCUAUAAAUAGCUUAGCAGCAGUAAUUUAUACACAAGAACCUACCACCUUGGCAUCCCGCCGUGCACAGUGGCAAGGACCGGAGCUCACCCUGCCUUGCUUUUUCCAGCUCUGGUGGGCAGUGUUAUCACGCUGCUGCCACACGCAUUUGCUCAUGCAUGUGGGUGAAGGAUCUAUCCCCCUUUGCACAUCUCUUCUUCUGAACCAAGGAAGAAGAGAUUGUGUUUGCAUCGUAAUAUUCUUUUCUAAGGACAGGCGAUUCAGUGGCAGACUCCUCCCUUCCAAUUUAAAAGCCCAUGUCAGAAACGGGCCUUUUGCACACAAUGGUGCAGAAAAACAGGGUUUGCAUAACCUGUUUUAGAAGGUUCACUAAAACGCUGCUAAGCCACAAUUGUUGUUUGGCCCACAUUUGAAAGCUGCAACCUACCCACUGCACUGAGUCCACAGCAAUCACAGCCCAGCAGGGAAAAACUUCAGACUCAAAACAAAAUUAAAGAGCCCCACUCUUUCCUUGUGCAUCCAGUAAAAUUUAAUUCAGAAAUGAGUGUCUUCCUGUUUCAACAGGCAAAUAAUAAAAUAUAUAAAGUGAGUAGUGUGCACUGAGACCAGAGAAGUGCACUGUGGGUAAAUUUGGCUGAUUCUACACACAGCAAAAUUCCAGAGUAACCUGAAUAUCCAAGAAGACCUAUCGCUGAAACAAAAAACUAGCAUCACGUGUGCUUUUGACUGCCAAAUGAGGAGGUCCACUGAUCUUGGCCAAGAAUUUGGCCAGGUCAGCAUCUCAGAAUUUAUCAAGAAGCCUCAACCGCUAUGGAUAAUUUAGUCCAGCACAAAGGACGGUCCAGGAGAAGAAAAAAGACUGAGGUUGCCUAUUGCAUGCCUAAUUUUAUAAGCAUUAUAUCCAUACAUUAAAGUUAUUUCUAUACUGCU